Molecule: messenger RNA, 4426 nt
Organism: Cloeon dipterum
Lineage: Eukaryota; Metazoa; Arthropoda; Insecta; Ephemeroptera; Baetidae
Gene: Nup153
Product: Nucleoporin 153kD
Exons: 11
Coding region: 149-4321 (1390 amino acids)
Biological process (GO): protein import into nucleus; RNA export from nucleus
Cellular component (GO): nuclear pore
Molecular function (GO): structural constituent of nuclear pore
Source: RefSeq, a predicted model, not a curated record
AUCCAAUCGAAGGCGAGCUUGCCCGUUGAGUCUGCCAUGUUGAAAUGUGAUUACAGUGGUUCAGGAAGAAGUGUGGUGCCGUAUUUCAUGCAAUUUUUUCAAUUUUAAUGUAAUUUAGAGUGCAUUAACAGCACAUAGAGAAAGCAUAAUGUCGAGGAACAGAAAAUCGCAGUCAGGAAAACCGUACGACUCCUCUCUCGCAUUUGUGAAGAGGAUGACGCGCCGGGUGUCCGCGUACAUUCCAGGUACCAUCACAUCGUGGUUUUCGUCAAUUAACGAGGAGGAAACUGAAACUGAAAAUGAGCAAACUGCUUCUCAAGAUGUAUCCCAACAGCCCUCUCCACAAUCACAGGUUCCACCCGCGAAAAAGCAAAGAACGGAACUCAAUGCUCCUGAGUCCUGGGCGUCGGAACCAGUUCCCAGUACAUCUGGCCAACCAGAUCCUAGCGCGUCAGCAAGCAGACCUGUUAAUGAGGCUGGUCCCAGCGGGCUCUCACAAGCCGCCCAAUUCCCUCACAGAGGUCUCUUCCCCACAUCCACGCCCAUGCACCCAGCAAGAUAUUUGGUGCCCACUUCCAGCGGCUUGGGAAUCACAGCUGAUGAUGGGUCCAACAGCAGUGAGUCCACAAGCGGCUGCUCCUCCUUAGUACCACAAGAAAAUCACAUGGCAGAAGCUCCAGUCGAAACUCCCGUCAAAAAUUCGCAGAAAGGAAGCCAGCUUUAUAGCCUUUUAUUUGAUCCUAAUUCUGUGAACCCAUCCAAUGAAGUGAGUAAAAUAACUCCUCAGCCUCCAGCAAAGAGUAAGAGGCCUGGGUUCGAUCCAUCAGUCAUCAGAAGUCCAUCGAUUUGCAGUAGUUACAGAGAUGUAUCCAAAUCUCCAUUUUACAAAGGCAAGACUUGCUAUGGAGGUGCAUCAGCGUACCGAAGAUCAGCAGGAGCAUCUCCUUGCUUUCCAAACACAUCAUAUGAACUUAGCAACUCAUCAGGGUCUAAGCGGAACUCAUUAUCAUCCAACAGCAGAGUGCCGUUAAACAGGCAUGGCAGCAACCAUAGUCUUUCGUGGGUGGAGAAUAACGGCUCUCCAUCCCCUUUACUCAGUGCUGUGACCCAACGGCUCUUGAAAGCUGUGGAAUCUGCCAGUCCCUUGAAUCAAUCUGUUGCAAACAGGGAGGCUGGCAACUUAAAGAGAAAGAUUGAAAAUAUUUACGACUACUCUUCGCCACCUCAACAGCAGACAGGCCCUCCAAUCAAAUCACUUAACGCACCAACUGUGCGCGAUUUAAUGCAGAAUGCAAGCAAAGUGCAAAAGGUAGAUGCAGCCAAGAUUUUGACUCUGCCUAAAUCAAAACCUGCCUGGAAAGAUAAUCAUCCACUGUACACAUUAAGACAAGAGGAGAGUGCCUCCCCAAAACACGUUAACAAGAUCAGGAGGAAUCAAAGCGACUUAAUUGACGAUUUGCCAGAAGUGGUAGACUUACCGCAGAUCCCGCUCCAGAUGAAAGGUCUGCCAACAUUUGACUUUGCUCCCAAAGCAACAACGACCAAACCUGCCCCAAGCAAACCAGUGACAAAAGUGGUGGAAGAUGAUAUUAUACCAUUCACCUUCUCUGCUCCAAUUGCCGCAAAACCAACCCACCAGCGCAUGCAGGUGGCAUUCAAAUCGCCCAGCCAAGACUCAAAACAUAUAUUUGGUUCGCCUGCCAAGAUACCGGAACUAGCUGCUGCUGCUGGAAGCACAGGCCAAAAAGAGUUGACCACACAGAAACUGGUGGCCAAUGCGCCGCCUCCAGCGACUGCUGUUCCUGAGAAGAUGUCAUUGCCAGCUGGUUCUGGCUUUGGUAACAUGUUCAAAAAAGCUGAGGGUACGUGGGACUGCAAUUCUUGCUGCUUGAAUAACCGAGCCGACGCAGCAAAGUGUGUGGCUUGUGAAACUCCAAGGGCUAAGCCCACACCACCUGCUCCUUCUGUGUCCACCCCCGCCCCAGCCACUACCUCUGGAGGAUUCGGCUCCUUGUUCAAAAAGGCUGAAGGUUCGUGGGAGUGCCCCUCCUGCAUGCUGUCCAACAAAUCGGACGCUGCCAAGUGCGUGUGCUGCGAAACACUGAAACCUGGAUCAAAGCCAGCAGCCAGUAAGCCACCAUCUGCUGCUUCUCUGACCGUUAACCCCCCUGUUAUCACCAAUCCUAUAAUAUUUUCAAAGCCUGCCGGAUCGUGGGACUGCGCAGAGUGUCUAAUUUCUAACAAGGCGGAAUCGGCCAAGUGUGUAGCUUGCGAGACGCCAAAACCUGGGUCAUCCACUGCGGCACCUGCUGUCAACAGUCUAGGUGACAAGUUGAAGAAACCUGAAAAGUGGGCUUGCCCUGUGUGCUUGAAAACGAACGAAGGAGACAAGCAGAAAUGUGUUGCAUGCAACUGUUUGAAUCCUGGCAAACCGAAUGCUGCUGUAAGCAAAAGCCCAGAGAAGCCUAAGUUCAGUUUUGGAAUGCCGCCUCAAACGAACGCGCCGAAGAAGUUGGAAGCAACCUCUGACUCUGGAUUCCCUAAGCCGAAGCCUGAAGAAGGAAAAUCUUUGUUCACUUUUGGUGCGCCUAAGCAGAGUGAAGGAGCUAAUGAACCCAAGAAAGGCUUUGUAUUUGGUGCUUUGAAAAAAGAAGAAGGCAAAGAGGAGAAAACAAGCUUCUCCUUCGGAUUGCCGCCAGCUGCGAAAGUUGCUGAGGAAGCGUCUAAAGUAUCAAAACCAGCCGAGUCUAGCCCUGCAGUAACUGCCCCAGCUGCUGCUAGUAUACAAUUCAUUGUGCCUCCGGCUAGCACAGCGCCAAAAUUGAAAAGAAAAGCCACGGACAGUGAUGAUCCUUUGCCGACUUCGUUUAUAAGUUCCAGCCCCCUAAAGGUGAACAGUUCGACCAAGGACGACACCUCAUUUGCUGGUGUAAGGUUCAGUCCUAUGGCGUCAACCAAUCCAAAAUCACCAGAGCCAGCAAACUCUGCUGAGCCACCUGCCAAGAAGGCACCAACAUUUAAUUUCUUUAAUGAAAAACAGUCUGAUAGUACCAAGACAACUCUACCCUCAUUAUUUGCAACCAAGCCAUCGUCGACCCUUGACUCGCCAAGUAACUCACUUUUCUCCUUUGCAAGUAAAGGAGCAGACUUGUCUUCGCAGAAGGAAGAGCCCAAACCGUCAGCCUUGUUCCAGUUUGGAAGUGCUUCCAAAGACAUUAAAAGCUCGACCAGCAGCGCCUUUGGAGCGCCAGUCGAGAAGAAGCCUGCGUUUCCUUCCUUGACCGAGUCUGCUCCUGCUCCGAGUUUUUCCUUCACGCCCAAGGACUCGACUCCCGCAUUUGGCUCAAAGCCUGCGGACCCACCAGCUUUUGGACAGAAGGCCCCUGAAGCCUCCAUAUUCAGCAGCAAGUCUGCAGAAGCGGUCCCUUCAGUGUUUGGCUUGAAACCCUCAGAAGCGCCUGCGUUUGGAUCCAAGCCAGCAGCGAGCAUCGCUUUUGGGGCCAAGCCAAGCGAGCCAGCAGCACCUUCGUUUGGCUCCGACAAACUCCCCUCCUUCAAACCUUUAGAGAGCACAAACAGCCCAUUCGGGGCCGCGAGCACUGCCGCCGCGCCGACUUUCGGCUCGCAGAACAACUUGUUCUCUUCCUCCGGCACUUCCUCCCCGGCGUUCGGAGCCUCCAACUCUUCAGUGUUUGGCCAGGUGGCCCCCGCAGCGUCCAUCUUCAGCGUGCCCGGCGCAGCACCGACGGCCCAAGCACCCGCUCUGCCCGCGUUUGGGGCUGCGACUCCCGCCAAUGCAUCGCCGUUCCAGGCCAGCCAGCCAGCAGCCAACCCGUCGGGAGGCUUCAGCUUUGGCAACAAUUCUGGAACACCUGCUGCUGGCAGCAAUUUCUUUGCAUUUGGCGCUAAUAAGGACAAGCCGGCCGUGGGUUUCGGCUCAAAUCCCUUGCUGGCCCCCAAGCAAGCUGAAAUUCAGCAAACCCCCUUUUCAAACCAGGCUGCGAACCCUGGCUUUGGCUCGGCCGCCAGCACCCCUGCCUUUGGUGCAGCCCCACAACCUGGAGGAUUUAAUUUUGGCGCCAACCCAUCUCCGGCGUUCCCACCAGCCCCACAGCAGACGAAUGCUGCAAAUAUGGGGGGAUUCAAUUUCAACGCUAACCAGUCUGUUCCCCAGUUCAACCCUGAAAUGAGGCCGACGUUCAAUUUCACGGGAAAUACAGGAGUUCCAGUUUUUAGUGCCACGCCUGCUGCAACAUCUGCUACUAAUGCUGCAUUGCACGCUCGAAAAAUACGCAAAGCAAGACGAACGCAUCCACGAUGAAAGGAUUCCUUUCUCUUUUCUACGUAAUUGUAAAUUUACCGUUGAAAUUUGGAUAAAACAUUGCAUAUAUGAAUACAUAAAGAGAAUACAUUUUACAUCCAAAAA